Messenger RNA from Porites evermanni, 31830 nucleotides. The record is from the annotation of a GenBank genome assembly. Lineage: Eukaryota; Metazoa; Cnidaria; Anthozoa; Scleractinia; Poritidae.
CGUUUGGCGGCCAUUUUGGCUUUGCAGCGGAGAAAGUUAGCAGUCUAUAUGUCCGCGUUCUUUGAAGCAACUUGCUGAAAAGUUGCUGUUCAAGACAAGCUUUUACACUGAGAUAUAGACCUGUAAUACUGCCAUGGCGGAUGCCACGGCCAGAUCCUUACAGUAUGAAUAUAAAGCGGUAAGUUUAGCACUUUUCUAGCUCUCGAUCUGUUUUCAGCCAGCACGUGUUAGCUUAAUUAACCCUUCCUGAUUAUAUAAGCUAACGUUGCUGUAGUUUUUGAUCGAAUUUUACAUAGUUGAGCAUCUUUUUAGUUGAUGUACUUAUAGGUCGUUCCUACUUGUUUACCGUGACCUCAGGCAAAUGCGCACUUUUGAGCACUGUUUUACAUUUAUAACUUUAUGUAUUACCGGUAAAAAACUUAGCUUCGAGCUUGUGGUACCAGGUUCGAAUUAGUUUUUUCCGCAAAUAGUAAUAUUAUUAUUAAAAUGACCGCAACUCCAAGGAGUUAUUUUUACUUGGGACUCAUCUGAAGUCUUGCGGUUUACUUGAAUUUUAGGCCUUUCAAAAUAACUGUUUCUCCUGGUAACCACUUGAGCCUGGUCAUCACCAGGGUAUCUGAUCACUUUGUUCCCUGGUCAGAUCCUUCCAAGCCAGGUUGGCAUGGCACAGAUAGACAAACUGUGGUUAUAAGUUUAAAAUGGAUUGGAAUUGUGGCUUUUGAAAACUUGUUAGCCUAACAAUUUUUCACAGUUUAUUUUUGUUAUUCACUUCUUUUACAUAAACCAUAAUGCACCUUGUUUCCCCCCCCACCCCGCCCUCCAGACUUUGCAUAACCAUUAUUUCCAAUUUCUCCGGGGUAUAACAGUCACCCCAAGAGAAAUCCAAUACAAUGGUCAGGCAAAAUGUUUGAGGGUGUAUUAUGGUCUAUGUGAAAUGGUUAAUUUGUAACAUUUGAUGAAAUGCUUGGAAGACACUUUUGUUUGACACUGAACUGCGAUUCUGUUAUUUACAAGUGGCUUCUUUACUAACGUCAAGUUUGACAUAGCGAAUAAGGACGUGUUGUCGGCAAUUUUGAAAAUUUGAACUAGACAGCCGUGAUACGGCCCCUUUGAAAUGACCAGGUAUUCUGUAGGUAUAGCUGCAAGUUAAUAUAAUUGUACAGUCAUUCCACUGUAAAGCAUAAUCAAUACUCUUGUAUUAAUGCUAUUGUUAUUUAGAACUCCAAUCUUGUGUUGCAAGCUGAUCGCUCACUUAUUGAGCGCCGUGGUCGUGAUGAAGCAACAGGAGAGGUUAUGUCACUGGUGGGACACAUUGGAGGAAUCAAAAUGGGUGACAAGUAUCAGAGAACUAAGCCUCCUGUUUCAGAAGAGAAUAAAGCCAAGUUAGUAGUUGCUAUGGUGUACACUGUAGUCAGCAAUGUUGAAUUGAACAUUACUGGUUUUACUGUUUGGUAACUGCAACAUUAUUAUAAGUUUGUUAUACCAAUACUCAGGGUAUUGAAAAUAGAGAUACAUAAAGUCUGGAAAAAUAGUAAAAAGUCUGGAGUUUUUUUUUUCAAUGCUACAACAAGUACUUAAUAAGUGAGUUUUUUUCACCAUGGUCAAAUCCCAUUCAAUCUUGCCAUAUAGAAGACAUUUAAUCACAGAAUGAGAAGUCUCUUAAUUCUCUUAUGUAUUCAUUGCACUGUGGUUACCGUAUGUUUGAAGUGCAGCAUGAAAAAGGCUUGGUUCCUGUGUUUUUCAAGAUCUCUAUUGCUCACCUAUUUGUUAACCUUGAGUCUGGAAAAAUAAAGUAUUGUUUUUGGUAAAAGUCUGGAAAAAGUCUUGACUUUUGGAUCCAAAAAUCUCUAUGAACCCUGAAUACAGCUCCUUGCCACCACCCCCACCUCUGCUACAGCAGUAAAACUGGCCCUUAUGUUUGAACUUCAUCCUUACUACAUGUAGGAUACCAAUAGGUGUUGUUAUUUCAAUAGUUGUUUAGGUUGGGGGCUGGAGAUAAAUUUUGCUUGGCUGUUAGGAAUCAUUAGCUCAGCAACUUUGUUAAAAACAGGAGUUGUUGACAACACAAGAAUAUAUUAGACAAGAACAUUCAUAAUGUUCCAGGGGUUUCUUCACAAUAAUUCUCUUCCUAAUAUCAGUUUUGCUGUGAAGUUAUUUGUUAUUUGUUUUUUUUAGACGACAAAAGUUGGCUGAGCGAGAAGAGUUUACCAAGGGUAAAACAAGUGGCAGCCUUUUGUCAGAAGAUGCAUCAGAUUUAGCAGGAGUGCGAUACCGACCAAAAACCAGAGAAACAAAGUCCACCUAUGAAGUUCUACUUAGUUUUAUCCAGGCUGCCAUUGGAGAUCAGGUAUCUUCACUUUGUGUUGUUGGCAUAUUGCAUUCAUGUUUUCAAAGUCUUGUCACACUGUAUAUGAAAUCCUUUAGAGUGUUUCAACCAAUGACUUUCCCAAUUUUGCCUCAUUUCCUUGAAUUCCAGUGUAAACAAACUAAACAGAUACAUAUAUUUAUGGAUAAACCUAUGUUUUUGAUUUUUUUGUUUUGCCCAGCCACGUGAUAUUUUAUGUGGGGCCGCUGAUGAAGUUCUAGCAGCGUUGAAAGAUGACAAGAUGAAGGUAAUGUGUAGGCACAAGUCUUUUGAAGAAAAAUGACUGAAUUUUUUUUACCCGAUUAUGUGUUUUUAGUUUUGUUAUUCCUUUUUAAAGACACUUGAAUGCCUUUACUUUGCUGCUGUAAAUGCAAUGUUUGCAAAUUAUUUGUGAAAGGGGCCAUGUGUUUGGUGUUCUCUUUACUCUCAAUAACGACUAAGCUCAGAAAUCUUGAGCAACAAUUUUUUUGGCUUAAAAAGUGUACUAAUGCAUUAUCUUUUAUUAAGGUUUUAAGACACCAACCUUGCAGGGAAUUCAGUUGGUCAUAAUAAGAUUGAACAAACUCUGUUUUAACUGUUGUGUUUUAUUCAUUUUGAAACCAACAUUCAUGAGUUUGACUAUUAUUAUUAUUAUUAUUAUUAUUAUUAUUAUUAUUAUUAUAAUGUUAUUAUUAUUAUAAUGUUAUUAUUAUCAAAGUGGAAAUGAUCCUCGCAGUUGAAUAAAUAAUUGAAAAAAAAAAGUAGCUGAAAAAGAACCCAAACAAAUUCAGGCUUGACUGGGAAUUACCGGUAAACCCUGGCCUUUAUGAUGACCGGAUGCAACGCUCUAUCCAUUAAGCUAAUCAAGCCAACUGGAAAGGAGGCCAUUAUGAGUUUUUCAACUGCUUAGGUUGUUUAUCCAACUGCGAGGAUCAUUUCCACUUUCAUAUCUUUAUCAGCAGUUCAAAAUAUGAGUCAUUCCAUAUAUUUCCGUUCAAUAUAAUUAUUACUGUUACUAUAUUGUAUGCUUGGACACUUUGAUUUUUUGUCAUGAUUUGGAUAUGUAAGUGUUUGCGACUUAAUCUGGGUUAACCAAUGCUCCUAGGACAAAGAACGUCAAAAGGAGAUAGUGUCUUUGCUUGGUGGGAUGCCAGAUGAAAGAUAUGCUCUGCUGGUGAAUUUGGGAAAGAAGAUUACGGACUACUCUGUUGACAGAAGCUUACUUAAUGAUGGUCAGUGUUGAUGAAUUUGUUUUUUAUCCUUAGCUGGCAUUCAUAUUACAGAUUUGAUCAUUGAAAUCUAGUCAACUUGAUGCCCACUACUUUGUGUAACUUUGAUCAUCAUAUCAACCACCACAUCCCAGUCAAAAUCUUCUACAGUGCAGAAUAAUUGGAGUAGCAGGUGGGAGAGGCAAAGUUGUGUGUUUGAAAGUGACAAAAUUGCUGGUUGUCAGCUCUUUUUCCUGUCUUACCCCUUGCACUAUUAUUAACUGCAAUGUAAAAUGAAAUGUGCUAAAGUAAGUAUUCAGUUCUUUCCUUGUGGCUGUAUUUCCGAAAAUGUUUUUUACUAUAAACUGAAAAAAAAUUUUCUGUCUGAGUGAAAGGAAAACAGCAUCAAAAUUUAACAUCUUACUUGAAGCGCAGCAUGUGUUGUAGAGAUGAGCAUAUUGCUGGUAAGGUUUACAAAUGUAGUAAAGCCUGCUGAUCAUAUGAUUAAAACUAAUCCUUGCUUUACCUGAUUCUGAAAGUCAUGUGGAUUAUUUAGGUUAUGAUUAUGAUCAGCAAACUGUGACAAUGUUUGUGAUCUCUCCUGUGAUUCAAAGUUGUAGUUCUCAGUAAUGUUUUUCACUUGACUAUAUACAUUAGAUGAAGUAAUUGACGAGACAUAUGGAGUUGCUGUACAAUUUGAUGAAGAGGAGGAAGAGGUAAUUUCAAAGAAAAUCUUUCUUAUGUCAAAGUAAUACGGCAGGGUUUUAUGGGUCAUGGAAAACCUGGAAAGUCUUGGAAUUUAAUUGUCAGUCAUGGAAAAUCAUGUAAAAUUGACGGUUACCUUGUGAAUUUUGUGAUUUUUCCAGCAGUCCACAAAAUACAUGUAAGUUCCAGCAAAAAAAAGAAUUACCGCAAACAUAUUUUCUGCAAAAAUUUACUACAGUGUAAAAAUUUUCUGACUUAAAUUCACUUCCGAUUGAUCAUCAAAUUAAUAACUCACCGCAGAGGUUAUUGUAAUUGACGGACAAAGGAAAGUAAUCUGUUUUACUUGUUUAACACAGGGUAUGCACACCCCAGUAUUGUUUGAAAAUAAUAUUUGUAUUUCCAUUGCAUGCAGUCAAUAAAAGUGAAAAUAUUAUCAGUGAUUUUUCCUGGACUUUCUGAAAAUUGCAAAAAUUAAUUCCCAGUGAGAAAAACCAGUCUGUCCUAAUCGCAAAAAAAUUAGUUUCUGCAAAACACAAAUAAUCACCAAUUCCCAAUAAUUAACUUGUGCAGAAAAUUUGUGCCACACGGUAUAGAGACAAGUAAUUAAAUAGUGCGAAUGAAACCCGUUUUGGUGGACACCAGAGUUUGUCUGUCAAACUGAGUUAUAACUGUAGGUAAAAAUAUCACAAAAAACAAGAACAGUUUUGAAAACUUUUGAAAUGGGCAGCUGAACCUUAGGUUAUGGAAAAGUUUAAAAGGUCAUAGAAAAAGUCAGAGAAAGUCAUGGAAUUUGUAGUUUUCUUUUGAAUGAUCGUGUGUUGUGAACUCUUGAGGCUAGAAUAGCUGAUACAACAUUGUCAGUACUAUGUUCUACAAGGAUAUUUAAAAAUGGAUUCCUCUAUGCUUUAUUCUUGCAGGAAGAUAAAGACUUUGAUGAAGUCAUGGAUGAAGAAUCGGGUGAUGAGGCAGAGGGUGUGGAAGCUGAUACGACAAUGACUCUUCAGGGAGGGGUAAGCAAAUACUGAUAGACAGAAUGAAAACAAAUAGAUAAUCUUUGUUGAUUUAACAAUCCAACCCUCUUUAUAUUUUCUAAAUAAUGAUAUAGCUCAACUUCUUGGAAUCAACAUAUGUCAUAAUUUUGUUUUCAUUCUCCUAUUGUCUUGUUCUGUAAGUAAAUCUUUUAAGUAAUUUAAGUUGCUUCUUCUUCUUUUUUCCUGUAUCUUAGUUUAGUUUAUGGACCCCAUUUAAGCCCCAGGCUUCCAGUUCAGGCUUCCCUGUCACCGUCUUUUGGGUUAUUUUGUCUAAAUUCUACAAUCUGUGACAAAAACAAAUAAAUCAAAUCAAGUCAAACCUACCGUAACCUUCUGAGACUUUUCGCAUAACAAUGGUAAAUGUGCUUGUUGGCCAUAGUACAUGUACUUGAAUUUGUGCAUGGCAGUAGAUCUAGAUAUAUUUUAAGAAUUAGAAUUUCUCAGAAAUGUUUGUCACAUUUGUCUUGUAGCUGGAAGAGGAAAGAUCUCAAAGGUCAGGAGACAACCUUCACCCUCGAGACAUUGAUGCCUUUUGGUUGCAACGAGAGCUGAACAAAUAUUACGCAGAUGCAGAGGCUUCAAGAUCUAAAGCUGAAGAAGUCUUGGAAAUUCUUAAGAGUGCAAAGGAUGAGCGAGAACUUGAGAACAAAAUGAUGUUACUUCUAGGACAUGACAAGUUCUCAUUUAUCAGGCUGCUACGCAAAAAUAAGAACAUGGUGCUGUACUGUACAUUGCUUGCGACAGCACAGAGUGCUAAGGAUAAGAAGGAGAUCGAGGAGAAGAUGAGCUCUGAUCCUGAUUUAGCAUCGAUACUUCAUGCACUGACAGAGACAGAGCAAGAAGACUUGAUUCAGGUUGGUUAAAUGAAUAAAACCAGUAGAUAUUGUUUUGUCCCAUCACAAGCAAGAGUGCCCCCUAUACAAAAUUCCAAAAAAAUAACUAAAUGAAAAAAUUUCGAUAAGAUACUGAAAAGCAGUUACAUGUACAGUACUACCACAUGGGUGAAUUGCCAUAGAGGUUUUGUUUUAAUGAAUGGUCAUAUACAUGUAUAUUGUAAUGGUGUUUAAAUCCCAGAAUUAAAAUUUUAGAUUUAAAUUUAACAUUUGUAGAUUAUUUUAUGUUGUAUAAAGUGCUCUGGGGGCAGAAGGUUUUGCAGGUAUUUUUUCUAUUUAAAAAUCAACGCUAGGGUUAUAGCAUUUUGUUACAUCUAAAGUAUGUUGGCAACUUUUCUAUACUGUAGGAGUGCAAAUGUCUUCCCUAUUACCUGGUUACUAUGUGGUACAAUAAACAAGUAGACAUUGGUUACCAUGGGGAAUUUUUCAACAUCUUACUUUGAUCACAAAGAAAUGUAUUGAACAAUGGUCAUGUACAUGUCAAAAGAACAAUGGUUUGACUAAUCUUCUUUCAUGUACAUCUCACAGGAGGAACGAGCACGGAAGGCAGCAAAUAGAAAGGCUAGGAUUGCUGCAGAUCUGGAUGCUGUUGAAUCUGAUCAGGUACAGGUUCUAUAACAAAAUCACUUGAUAUUUUAACUAAGUUUAUCCGAUCAAGUAGAGUGUUUUCACAUGACAUCUCAGCAGCCAUAUUGUUGUUCCAAAACAAUGAAGUGGCGGCCAUAUUAGUGUACCAAACCAAUCCUUUGGAAGUAUUGAAUUCCAAUAAAUUUGCGUAGAUGCUGGCCACAUUAUUGAAAACUCUCGAUUGGCUUUUCCACACUUUCUUACAUUUCUUUGGGAAGAAACAGCCCAUAAUGGUGUAACAUGUGUAAAGCAAAGACCUAAAAUGCUUUGUUUACUCAACUUAAGAUUGUUUUUAGAUACUUAUGAUUUGUCGAAUACACCUUGUCAUGAUUUCUUUUUAAAAGAUGGUUUAUUUGUUUUGUUCCCUUGUAGACUCGAGGCAGUCGAAAAAUACUGGAUCUUGAAGAUCUGACCUUUAAAGACGGCAGCCAUCUUAUGGCCAACAAGAGGUGCCAACUUCCAGAUGGUUCAUUCAGGAAACAAAGGAAAGGUUAUGAAGAAGUUCAUGUCCCUGCUCUGAAACCUAAACCUUAUGAAGCUGGAGAGGUGAGGUAGUCUGCUUCAUUAAAAUUAAUGAAAAUUAAAUUCUUUUUGUAGUAUCUUUGUAUUGAGAACUACAAAAAUAAAGUUGCAUUCUAAUUAUUGCUUUAGUACCCCCAGAGAAAUAUUACUCCAUGUUUUUUGUUUCCUUUUUAAUUUUAAACUCAGUUUAAAUUAAAGGUGCAAGGGAAUCAUCUUGAACAUGUAGGUGUGAUUUUGUCCAUGAGAAACUUAGAAAGGCCAUAUUUGUUUUUCAGUAAAGCUAUUUUGAAAGUGUAAAGAAGGGCUCAAAAAAAAAAUGGAUUCAAGUGUUGUUUCCUUUAGACAAGCAUCUCUCAGAUUUUUCUUGCCUGGGGCCACUUCUUGCUUGUCUUAGUCAAUGAUUUUGUUGGAGGAUGACUUGCCAGGGGCAAGUUAAGCUUUACAGAUUUCUUGCCAGCAAGAAAUCUAUUUGGUCUGGACUACUGGACAGGAUUUUUGUUGAGCCCUGUGGAGAGAGAAAGGAAGUAGUAGCUAACUUGCUCUUGUAUUCUUUGUUUUAUUUGCAGGAACGAGUUCCAAUUACAAGUUUGCCCAAAUACGCUCAGCCAGCCUUUGAAGGUUAUGACACCUUAAACAGGAUCCAGAGCCGACUGUGCAACACUGCUCUUAACACUGAUGAGAAUCUGUUACUUUGUGCUCCAACUGGAGCUGGCAAAACAAAUGUAGCUUUGUUAACAAUCUUGAGAGAAAUUGGCAAACAUAUUAACCUUGAUGGUACAAUCAAUCUGGAGGAAUUCAAAGCUAUCUAUGUGGCACCUAUGAAGUCUCUUGUGCAGGAAAUGGUUGCAAAUUUCACUAAGGUAAGUUAAACUUUCAUGGAAGAAUUGGUUUAGGAUUAGGGGUAGGGUUUGUUAUUCCAGAAAAUAUCCAUACCAUACCAGGGACAGCUUCCAUAUUUAAACCUGUCUCGCCUUUGGAAUUUCCAAAAUGUGUUUUCCCCCAUACCCCGGAAUUCCAAAAUCAUUAACCCCCAUCUGCUUUAGGAUUUUCCAUUUUUUCUGUCAAACCCUUUGGCAAAUAUGCCCAAUUUGGCUUAUUUUAUGCCAAAUUAUUUCGAAUGACUGUACUUCCAUUCAGUGAAACUGGUUAUAGAGGGAACAAAACACUAAACAAGACAAGCAUAGAUAGAUCGGGCAUGUGUUAGUGUUGAUUUGCAGAAGAAAACCAACAAAACGCGUACGUGGGUUGUAAAAGCCAAGGUCUUAACAUCUAUUAUCCAUGAAAUAUCGAUUUGAUAUUGUCCAUUCACUGCAAAACAUGAUCUUUAGAAGAAACCAAGCGAAAAAAGCAAAGGUAUAACUUAUGCAAGUAAAGUUAGUACAAUAUGUGUCCCCAUACAUCAAGUACCUACCCAUUAGACUGACAAUGCCUUUUUUGAAGCUCAUAGGAUUGGGAGUAAUUGCUGACCUGAAAGCUCAAAUUCAUGAAGAGGGAAUUGAAAAUACACUCAGUCACAAAGUCUCCUGCAUGCACACACGUUUUUGACAAGAUAUCAUUUUAAUGUUCUGUACCAGUUUGGGGGCAAUGUAAAGUUAACAUACAUCAUAAUGACUUCUAAGAACAGUGAUAAUCUCCCUGUUAUAGAGGCUCAGUACUUAUGGCUUGACAGUAUCAGAGUUGACUGGAGACCACAACUUAAACAAAGAACAGAUCAACAGCACACAGGUUAUCGUCUGUACACCAGAAAAAUGGGAUAUCAUCACUCGCAAGGGAGGGGAGAGAACUUUCACACAGCUUGUCAGACUGAUCAUCAUAGAUGAAAUACAUCUUCUACAUGAUGACAGAGGACCAGUGUUGGAAUCAUUAGUUGCACGUACCAUUAGACAGAUUGAAACGACUCAAGAAUUGGUCAGACUUGUUGGUUUGAGUGCCACUCUACCAAAUUAUGAGGAUGUAGCUACCUUCAUGCGUGUGAAUCCUGCCAAGGGUUUGUUUUUCUUUGAUAACAGCUUCAGACCGGUUCCACUGGAGCAGCAGUAUAUUGGGGUCACAGAGAAGAAACCAAUCAAGAGAUUACAGGUUUGUUAAGUGUAAUGUACAUAAUCUAAUAAUACUGGAUGUUCUGGAUGUUCUGUGCGGGAGAAGCAAUAAUAACCGAAGACAACAAAUAAAUAUUUUUAUUAAUUUUUUAAUUUCUUUGUCCUUAAGGCUCACUAUAAAGAUUGAAAGGACAGUGUUGAUAAGUUUUUUUAUGUUCAGUCAAUGGUCAGAAAUAACCCACUUCUGAGUUGCCCUGACUGUUGUUUUUUAUACUAAGGCUUAAUUUGCAUGAGAAUGAAAAGUCUUUUUCAUAUGAAAGGUGAGCAUCAGCACUCGCUUUGAAAAAGAGGCCAAAGUUAAUACAAAAAUAGCCUAUAACAUGUUCAUUGUAGGUUUUUAGGUUGUUAAUGUUAGUCUAGCCUUCAGUUGACCCCUUUUAGGAUGUCUUUAAAUAACAGUUGACUCUCUGUAACUCAAUCCCUUGCUAACUCAAAUGUGGCGUUAACUUGAACCAAAAUUGAUUUCCACUGGAUUUCCUUAGUACAUUUACUGUAAUUUUACCCUUGGUAACUUGAAUCCUCCAUAACUCGAACCUUCCACUAAUGUUGUUUUCCCCUCAGAUCAUUUCUAUAUAAUUUUACCCUUGAGAACUUGAACCAUGUUAUACUGUAAAUGCAUAAAAAAAACAGUGCAUAGCGGUCUGAAACAUCCAGUGUCAGUCUUUUUUGUUUUUUGUCCAGCCCUGUAUAUUGAUCGAGCUUUGUUGCCUAAUUGUUUUUCCUUGAUAUCAAUAUAUCUCUUGCUUCCCUUGAAGUUGACUGUGCUUGUUACUUGUACCCCUGUCCCAUCCCAUUUCCUUAUUUUCGGUUAUUUGCUUUGAACUCCCAAUAACUCAACCUCCUUAUAGCUAUAAUUUUUUUUGAUUUUCCCAAAAGGUUUGAGUUAUUGGGAGUUGACUAUAUGUAAAAAAUGAAAUGUUGAUCACAUGAGUUUGUUAUACCCAAAGUUUCAAAUCCCUGGUUGCUUAAUAGUGGUAUUCAGGGACGAGUCUUUGGAACAAAGAACGUUCAGAUGGCUCACUGUUGGCAGCUUAAGAUUCCCACUUGGCUGUCCGCUGCUGUUUGAACACAACUCAUCUUGCUCAAAAGUCAUUUAAAAAUACACGAACCUUCCUUUUUUUGCAGAAGAAGAGAGGUUUUGUAAUAAUGAUGUCACUGUAAUUUUUCUUGAAGGUAAUGAAUGACAUUGUGUAUGAAAAAGUCAUUGAACAUGCUGGAAAGAACCAAGUGCUGAUAUUUGUACACUCAAGGAAAGAGACUAGCAAGACGGCUCGAGCCAUCAGAGAUCUGUGCCUUGAAAGAGACACAUUAGGACAUUUCUUAAGGGAAGACUCAGCUAGCACUGAAGUCCUUAGGUAUGUACUCUACAAGACUUUUGAGCCUGAAUUAUUGAUAAAGGUUGCUUAAAAAAUAAAAGAUACUGAAUGCUAUGUGAGUAAGACUAUACCUAAGAUGACACCUUUGUUUUGAAGUGUUCUAGUAGACUCUUCUUUUGGCUGCUAAGCAGGCGACCACGACUUGUCUCCAUUUUUAAGUGCCAUUUGUAACUCUGUACUCUUGUUAUUGUUGAUUUUUUGUCAACCUUAUAAAAAUUUAUUGAGGCCUUUAUUUGCAAGGGAUAGUUUUGGACACGCAGAAAGGCAGUUUUAUUUUGCUAUGUUUUUACUUUGUUUUUACCUUGGUGAGAAACAAAGUUAUAGGCUAAGACUAUACCUAAGAUAUAACCUUUGUUUUGAAGUGUUCUAGUAGGCGCCACAAUCACUGCCACCUUUCAGCUGCUAACCAGGCCGUGAUCACGACUUGUCUCCACUUUCAAGUGCCAGUAAUUUUGUACUUUUGCUAUUGUUGAUUUUUGUCAACUUUACAAAAAUUUUUUUCUUCAAUUUGUAUUCCCCCUCCCUGCUGUUACUGUUUCUUCUCAUUCACUGAAAUGUACAUGUUUAUCUUUAUCAUAAUAAUAAGUAAUUUUAUUGCAAUCACCAUUACUUAGAACUGAAGCUGAACAAGCUGUUAACUUGGAACUGAAAGACUUGCUUCCUUAUGGAUUUGCCAUCCAUCAUGCUGGCAUGACCAGAGUGGACAGAACACUAGUAGAAGAUCUCUUUGCUGACAGGCACAUCCAGGUUUUAGUUUCCACAGCAACAUUGGCUUGGGGAGUAAACUUGCCAGCACACACUGUGAUUAUCAAGGGAACACAGGUACAGUUAUCCACAUCAUAGAUCAGAUGUAGUGUGUAUAGUAUGUCCAUUCAACUUAUGUAGACAGAGACAAAUUGUACUCUAAAUAUGUGUAGGUUUAUCACAUUCAUUGAGUUGCUGUUGCUCUGGGGGGAGAUGUUACGUGGUAUUUUUCCACAAAGCAUCUGUCGAAAGGCACAUUUGAACUCUUAAAAAACGGGAUGCUGUGCUUGUCAUUGAAGUCCCUGUAAAAUACUGGAAUUUAAUGUUAGAUUUCAAGAGUACUUGAAACACCCUUAAAGAGAAGAAUUUUUGAAACAGUUGGGAAAUAAUAAUUAUAGUAUUAUAUAAAGUCAUUCAAAGGUUGAGGGCAACUUUUAAAAUUGGGGAUAGAUCAUAUUGUUAAGAAAAAGUGAAUAAGCACAGCUUAGAUGAACACUGUUUGAAAAAUAAAAUGUUAGUGCUUGAAUAUGCCUUGAUAUACUCAUGAAUUUUAUAACCAAGAACUACAUGUGCAUUGUAGCACAAACCCAAGGACACUCACACGUGCACUAUGAACAGUUUGUUAUUCACUUAACCUUUUUUUGUUUGUUACAUAGUCUUAAAGCCUCCAACAUUCAAAGUACCAUGAUAUUUUUAGUACUAUAAUGCUCUUACUGGUCAGGUUAAAAAAAUAUACAUGUACAUUAUAUGACUUGCAUAAUAAGUUUUUUAAAUUUUACAUAACAAUUUUAACUAUCAUUACUAUCAUCAAUAAAAAUUAUAAAUUAUUCGCUUUGCAGAUUUACAAUCCUGAGAAGGGUCGCUGGGUAGAGCUGGGUGCACUGGAUGUGAUGCAGAUGCUCGGGCGUGCUGGGCGACCUCAGUAUGACACAAAGGGAGAAGGCAUCUUGAUUACAAGUCACAGUGAACUGCAAUACUACCUCUCGCUCAUGAAUCAACAGGUAACGUCAUAGGGGAACUUCUAAUUGCAGAAGAAAUUGUAGUAGUAGAAGGCUGUAGUUAACUUUAGCAAUAGCAGUAACAGUACAGCUAUAGCAUGUAUAUUACACUGUACCUGUAGCAGCAGUGGUAGUGGUAACAGUAGUGAUAUAGAGGCCAGUAGGGGCAACAGUGAGAACAGUACUUCUAUUGGUAACCUUGAUAAUGUUCUUAUUCUGUAUUAUUUUUUGCGCUUCAAGAAUGCAGGAAUCAUAAAUUAUAGCCUGAAAAACAAAUCACCUAGUGCACUAUGAAAAGUGCUUAGCACGUGAUGUUAUUGGUGUUCUGUGAGAGGAUUGCAACAACAGUAAUAUUGUACACUUACAAAAAAAUAGAAACUAAGUGAAACAGGUGACAGUAGCUUGAGCAAUACCAACUGAAUUAAUUGAGAGUAAAUACAACUCAUUUACAAUAAUUACUCAAGUUUGCCUCUCAAUUUAUAAUGGCCUAAAAAUGUAUUACAAGUUUAAAGGCUAGAUGUAAGUAACCUUGUGUUGUUUGUUUUUGAUUCCUUUAGUUACCCAUUGAAAGUCAGUUUAUUAGCAAGCUAGCUGACAACCUCAAUGCUGAAAUUGUGCUUGGAACAGUGCAGAAUGCCAAGGAAGCUGUGCAUUGGCUAGGUAUUUUUUCUACUGACUCUUUCUGAUUCCUCUUGGAAGCAUCUUUAAUCUAUUGGACGUAGUAUGGUGGUCUCUUGCUGACAGUCUUUGUGCAUUAUUUUGUAUUUUGUUCUUAGGUUACACAUACCUUUAUAUUAGAAUGUUGAGAAAUCCAUCCCUGUAUGGUAUAUCUCAUGAUGAGAUUGAAAAGGAUCCCCUACUUGAACAGGUAAACAAGUGUUUUUUCACUUCUAUCAUAGCAAAAAAAUAUAUGCUUAAAAAUUCACAUGUGAAAAGCGGCAUGUACGUCCCCAACCUCCAGAGUGCAUUUCAUCGACACUGGAGAGUUUGUAUUUGUGGCCGCAUAGCUUAGUCAUUGAAAGACAAAAUUCAUAUGUAAUGAUUUUUUUUUAGAAAUAUGUUGUACCAGACUUAACAGAGUGAUUUAACUUGUUAAGGGGUUGCUAUGUGUCUAAAUUGCGUAUAUAACUAGAUUGUUGCAACAAUUAUGUGUUAACAUUUUAAAGUAAAGAUCUUGUUAUUGUUGUGUAAUGUUGAGUCAUUCUUUUAUAGCGGAGAGCAGAUUUGAUCCACUCAGCUGCUACACAGCUUGACAAAAACAACCUUGUGAAGUAUGACAAAAAGUCAGGAAACUUCCAGGUUAGCACAAGCAUUUGCCUGUUUGACUUUUUCGACUUUUAGUUUUGAAAAAAUUUAAUUAAGUGCUAAUACCAGUAAUAAUUUACAAAGAUAUCAUUUUUUUAAGGUGACAGAGUUGGGACGCAUUGCCAGUCAUUAUUACUGCACUCAAGAAACCAUCGCUACUUACAACAGUUUGCUCAAACCAACUCUCAGUGAGAUUGAACUGUUUAGAGUUUUUUCACUAUCCUCUGAGUUCAAGUACAUCACAGUCAGAGAAGAAGAGAAACUGGAGCUUAACAAGUUGCUGGAGCGGGUUCCGAUUCCUGUGAAAGAGAGCAUUGAAGAGCCCAGUGCAAAGGUAGACUUUGUAAUAAGACAAUCUAGUGGCAGAUUGUUGCAUCUGCAGUAUCAAUAUGUUCUUCAUUUUACCUGCAUAAUAGCAAUGAAACCCAAAGUGUCAAAUUCCUGCAUGUUUUAGCAUAAUAGCAUUCAGGGCCCAAAUCUUUGGAACAGUGACUUCAGAUGGCUAAUUUUGGGCAGUUGAAAUACUGUGACUGCAUUAAAGCUGUUUGAAAAUAAAUGUAGUUUGAGUGUAUUCAGGCUUGUGGCUUUGUUGACAGUGGUUUUGCAGAGUAAAAGCUGGAAGUUCUUUCAUACAUAUAUACUUUUUUCUUUUCAAAGGUAAACGUUCUUCUUCAGGCAUACAUAUCUCAUUUGAAGCUUGAGGGGUUUGCUUUGAUGUGUGAUAUGGUUUAUGUUACUCAGGUAAUUAUUGUUCAAAUUAAACAGUACUUUAUUUCUGUAAGUCGUUGAACAUUUCUCACUUAACUUGUAGGCAAGGAGAAAAAAAUGACUGUUUUAAUUUUGCUUUUUUGUGCAGUCAUCAGGCCGGCUGAUGAGAGCAAUCUUUGAGAUUGUGUUGAACCGUGGAUGGGCUCAACUGGCAGACAAGAGCUUGAACUUGUGCAAGAUGAUUGAUAAGCGAAUGUAAGUCAACUGUGUAAAUUAUGCAGAGUACAAUUCCUGCUAAUGGGUUUUAUGAUUUGUUGGGUCUUUUCACAAAAAGUUAGAAUUCUCUGGUAGCUCUUGUAUGGAGCUUAACCUUGAACCUUUCAUAGCAGUAAUAUUUUGCAAUGUAACGUUGUUAUCUUGAUGAUUCCACUGACCAACAUGCUUUCUGCUCUCUUCUGCAUACAUUUCCAACAGUGCAAAGUGACUGUACUGCACUGCACUGCACUGCGCUCAUCUAAGGAAUGGUUUCCAACUUCCUUUAAAUGACUCGUCUGUUCAGUCUAUUUACACUAAUACAAAACAUUCUUGUGAUCAUCCAGGGUUAAGGUGAGGUAUGUUAGACAAGGAUUAUAUGGCGGCAAGGUGGGGUCAAUCCUGUGUUCUAAUUGGCCACCUGUUCAGACUAGAUGGUCUGAUCUUGCCUUCUCGGGAUUACUCACCUUGUUUGACCAAUAUCCAGCUACCUUGACCCCACAAUUGAUCAAUAGGAUAAACAUAAAAGAAACAAUUCUGAUUUGUCUUGAAUCUGAUCAAACCCCAGGUGGCUGUCCAUGAGUCCACUGCGCCAAUUCAAGAAAAUCCCCAUGGAGGUAAUCAAGAGAAUUGAGAAGAAGGAAUUCCCAUGGGAACGUUACUAUGACUUGGGAGCCACCGAGAUCGGUGAACUGGUGCAUAUGCCCAAAAUGGGCAAAACACUGUACAAGUUUGUCCAUCAGCUGCCCAAAAUGGAGUUAGCCACCCACAUCCAACCCAUAACAAGGUAUGUUAUACUAGGUCAGAUGCUUAAGGUUAUGUUCACACUGUACUGAAUAGCUUUUGCAUCGCCAUGAAAAGCAGACUGGACAGGGCUUCUGUUCAGACACAGGAGUGGUUGUGGCAGCACGAUUUCUGUGAUGGAACAAAGGUGCCCUGUGCCAGUCUCAAAAGUGGAGCAUCACAUAUUGCAUAGAUUUUGUGUGGUACUUUGGUGCAGUGUGAACACCUAUUCAGCCCGUCACAGAGGUAAAUAAGUAGGAGUGAGAACUGGAACCCACAGAGAUGGAAGUAAAUAUUCUGGGGUGAGAACUAGAAUUUAGCGCCCCAAACCCUCUUGGCUAACUGUGCCGGUACGAUGUUCGAUGUUUGUGAAUGACGAAAGCUAUCCAUUAUAGUGUGAAUAUAGCCUUGGUGUUUUUUCAAGUUGCUUUCUUUGUUUUGUUUUCUGUCCUUUCCUUUUCAGAAUGGUCAGUGUGUUUUUUUGCUACAUCUUAUGUGUAUGAUAAGGCUUUCUUAGAAGACUUUGAGAUUGGCAAUUUCAUGUUGGUCUCUUCAUAACAUUUUAAAACGUCCAAGUUACUAAGAUAAUUUCAUCAUCAUGUCUCUUCACACCAUAAUGCUGUCGCCCACAAAGUUUGGAACUCUAACUGGUAACUUGAUGUGGGACACAUUAUUUUUUCCCGUCCCUUUUCUUUCUUUAUACUUCACUUUGUGUUGCUUUAUUCUAAUACAACCACUCCAACAUGUUUUCCUUGUCAGAUCGACUCUAAGUGUGGAACUUGUGAUCACCCCAGAUUUUCAGUGGGACGAAAAAGUUCAUGGAAACUCAGAGGCAAUGUGGAUAUUUGUGGAAGAUGUUGAUAGUGAGAUCAUCUUACAUCAUGAGUACUUCCUGCUAAAGAGCAAAUUUGCCUCGGAUGAACACACGCUGAAGUUUUUUGUUCCUGUGUUUGAGCCUCUUCCACCGCAGUAUUUCAUCAGGAUUGUGUCUGACAAAUGGCUUGGUGAGAGUUUAUUAUUAUUAUUUUUUAAUAUGCCUCAAAAAUCUUAACCGUUUAGCCCUUUAAGUCCUGUUACUUGAGUUAUCACUAAUGCUACCAUGUAUGUUCUCCCUAAAUUUAUCGGUGAUGAUAUGAAGACGACAUGACGUUGCACUUGUUGUUUUAAGCGGUAGUACGCAUCACUUAACUGUCGUACAGUAGCGGCUGAGAAUUAGAAUAGUUAGUUUUGUGCGACAGCUCACCAGUGCAAAUAGCAAGUAAGAACUUUUGUCUCAGAUGAAGUGGUGACAUGACAUGACAUGACAAGUAGUGCGCUGAUAGUUGUCUGGUUUGAACAUUUCAAGUAUUUACAAUGUUGUCAUUAUGAAAGUUUUAUAUUUUUUAUAUUUUUGUAUUUAGGGUCUGAAACGCAGCUACCAGUAUCAUUUCGACAUUUGAUUCUGCCGGAAAAGAAUCCUCCACCAACUGAACUGCUUGAUCUUCAACCUUUGCCAGUUUCUGCUCUCAGAAAUCCUGCAUUUGAGAAUUUAUACAAAGACAAGUUUCCAUACUUUAAUCCUAUACAGACCCAAGGUAAGAAGAACUGACAUGACUGUUGUUUUGAAAUAUAUGAAAUAAUUCAUUUUUGAACUGCGGUUGUAGAUGAUCGUUCUUCACUUUCAUGACUGUUGUUUAUUAGACGCGCAACGUGAGCAUCCUAAAAACCUGGUUUUCAAUUAUGGAGCGACACAAAUACAAGUGCAAGCACAAGAGUUCUUUAUGUCCCCUUAAUAACAGUCUAGACUAAAGCACAAGGAUCAAAAUUUUCCUUUUGUACACUCACUCUUGUGCUUGAGUUGUGCUUGAAUCGUACUUGCUUUGAUGGUGAAAACCAUGCAUUAGGGUAAUGGUACAGAGCAGCUCCCGGUUGUUCAAAAGUUGGAUAGCGCUACCCACUGAAUAAAUCACUAUCCAGCGGGUAAGUAGAGAUUUAUUCGGUGGAUAGUGCUAUGCACCUUUUGGACAACUCAGUGGGGCCUGCCUUCAGAGUGUUCGUAUGAAUUUUUUUAACGCUUUAUUAACUUUUAUACACACUGUGAUUUAAUAGGUUCAUUUAUUGUCAUAAUGCAUACAACUAAUGUUGUCGGUCGUUUUGGCCUUCCUUCAGUGACUAGGGUUUCCAAUAAGUUUUUCGGCGUCCAGGAUUUGCCUUGUUUUGAAGGCCGGGAUUUGGGAUUUCAAAGCAAAAUAGGGUUGGGAUUCGGGAUGAAAGUACGCACAGGAUGCGGGAUGCCGAAAAUUACCAUCGGGAUGACGGGAUUGAGCGAAGAUUAGGGUCGGGAUGACGGGAUUGAGCGAAGAUUAGGGUCGGGAUGACGGGAUUGAGCGAAGAUUAGGGUCGGGAUGACGGGAUUGAGCGAACAUUAGGGUCGGAAUGACGGGAUUGAGCGAACAUUAGGGUCGGGUUGACGGGAUUGAGCGAACAUCUGUGUCGGGAUGACGGGAUUGAGCGAACAUUUGGGUCGGGAUGAGAGGAUUAAAGAACCCUAUUGGGGAACUACAAUGGUGUUUGUUGGAUUAAACUAGAAUAACUUUAUUACUACAGUGUUACAUGGUCUGCCUUUGUUUUUGUCUUGUCAGUUUUUAACACUCUUUACAACUCUGAUGAGAAUGUUCUGAUUGGUGCACCGACCGGUAGUGGUAAGACCAUCUGUGCAGAGUUUGCGGUGCUACGACUCCUUCAGCAGAUAACUGACUGUAGAUGUGUGUAUGUCACUCCAAUGCAGUCGCUGGCUGAUCAGGCAAGUCGUGUUUUAAAACACAUACACUAGGUGUCUGUGGUGUGCAGUAGAGUACAGGAGAGAACUGCUCAGCAGCGUCAAUCAGAGCCACGGAAGAAUAAAAAAGAGAAAAACACCUAAAACGCGUUAUCAACCACUGGAAGUAGCUUCCCUUUAAAAUGGUCACAUAAGUAGCGUGCGAAUGCAGAUGUAUUUGCGUUCGUCGCUUCUCUCCACCCGAAAAGGUGGAGAGAAAUACGUUUGAAUUUGCAGGCUACCACAUAAGCUGUUUGAGUCCAGAUUUUGAAAAAUCCUCUCCUGCUUUGCAAGUUUUCGUUUUACCUGGGCUUAAUCUACUCCCCCGCGUUUCACUCGACGGACUAAGGCUAUCUUCACACCAUACCGGACAGCUUUCCUUACCGACACGAAAAGGUAUCCGGUAUAGUAUUAGUAACAACGGCACAGAACUGGAACAAGUCCUUCACACACAUCGCGCUGGAGCGGCUGGCCAAGAGGGCGUGGUGACCUUAAUCCCACUCCUCACUCCUGAAUAGUUUUUUGCUUCGCAUUGGAUUCCAGUCCUCGCUACUACUUAUUCACUUCCGCCACGGUCCGAAUAAAUCACCGUUCUCAUGUGUGAACAGGAACCCCAUCCGUUAUGGUUAUCGUGCCGGCGCUAGAUCCAUCCGGUAUAGUGUAAACAUAUCCUAAUAGAAUAGAGGGGCUUCUCAUAGUCUGUAUGAGUACUAGAAACAACUGUAGCGUUGCAACCUGUGAUUAAAAAUAAUAAUCUUUAUCCUGACCUCGUUCAUGGUGAUAUUAGGACGGCAUGAGGUUGCACUUGAGGGUUUUAUGCAAUGACGUUCUUUUGUUUCCAUAAGAGUUGAAUGGUCAAUGUGUGCUGUUCUUGGUUUUAUCAGGUUUUUGCUGACUGGCAGAGCAAGUUUGGCUAUCAAUUAGGCAAGAACGUGGUCAUGCUGACAGGAGAAACUAGUGCAGAUCUUAAACUUUUGGCCAAGGUAAACAACAACAACAACAACAACAACAACAUGAACACAAAGUUUAUAACUGUGCUGAUAUUUUUUGUUAGACCUAAUUGUAAUUGCAAGAUUUCCCUUGUUACUGCUAAAGGCUAACGCAAGCGAUAUUCAUGUGAUUUUUACUACAAUUUUGGGGCGAUGUUAAAGCGAGGUAACCAUUGGGUGCAUGAUCUCAUUAUCUAUGGAAGCAAUGGUGAUUUUGCACGAGUUAAAUUUCGCAGCAAUAAUUCCUGAAUAAACGGUCGUAACAACGAGAUGUUUUAUGUAGACAUUCAACAAUGGACUCAGUUUCCUACUCGAAGUAUCGUUAACACGGGAAAAUAUAAGUUAGAAAUGUUUGCCACUGUUGACUGGAAGCCAGGGGAUUUGAAGCAUGUUGGCAAUAAACUGCUUCUGUUUCUAAUCACUUAAUACUCUCUACCAGUAAAUGCAAUUUUUUUUGUUUUUUAAGAGAACGUUCCCGCACUUCUGCGGAUAGAAGCAUCGAGUCGGGGCUUCUUGUGACAAAAUACAGUCGUUUGUUCACUGAAAUUGUCCAUUCAAGCCUUGACCUGUUUUUAGUGUAUUUUCUCACGAAGCGGAAUGCGAGAUAGAUUUUUAGGAUUUGUCCACCCGAUGUUUUCUUGUAGGGUAAUGUGAUUGUCAGCACUCCAGAACAAUGGGACGUGCUGUCAAGACGGUGGAAACAGCGGAAGAACGUGCAAAAUGUGCACUUAUUCAUCCUUGAUGAAGCUCAUAUGAUUGGUGGAGAAUCAGGGGUAAGCUGAAAAGAACCUUUUUGCUAUUGGCUAUUUUCAGGUUAAGCGGUAGACUGGGUAGAUGUUUUGUCGAAUUGCUUUAUGGGACUGUUGUUGUUUUUUUUUUGGUCAAAAAUUGUCCGCCAAAACAGCCUUAAGGAUGCAGUUUGACACACCUCCUACCCUGUCUCAGGCUCAACUUCAGAAUGGUUAGUAACUAUCUUUGUUUAUCGGUGAUUGGCAAAACACGAAGGGAUUUAGGCUGAACAAAUCGGGUUUAGCGCGAAGUCCUAAGACAGAGAUGUCACAAACCCUUGUCAUUUUCUUGUGAAAUAGCCAUUUUUUUGUGUCACCCCAGGUGACAAUUCGGUUUAAUGGAUAAAUGCAAUUUAACUGAGUUAACGACUUGAAGCAAGAGUAGGUGACGUUAGCGUUCUCUGGCAUUUACUGGUGUAGCGAGGUUUUCGGGGCUCUGUGAAUCUUUGUAUUCCGGCAGUUCCGUUAGCUCGGCUCUUAGGCUACGUUUGUUCAGUGGGUCCUUGUUGUUGUUGCAUGCGUGCGCCAUUGCGCGUGCUUUGCAAUUGUACCGUUCGGUUAUCGACAGCGGGCUUGUUUUUUAUGCAUUGUUAGGUUUCCAUCCCCAUCCUUCCCUUUUUGUUCGUUAUAAUUUUCCACGCAGUCCAAUGGUUUCAGUGUGACAGGUACUGGGGAAUGUUUGGCUUCUAGGGCCGGGUGUGUUACUAGGUUGCCAGCUGGGAAGCUCAGUACACCUUGAAUUUGGUUUCGCGGUUUCAGACUUCGGGCGUAAGGGUACCUAUCCUCCACUUGCCUUGUAGGCGUUAUUACUGGAUGGCAUUUUCAGGUUCCAAAUACAAAAAUCGAAGUUGAAUUUGCUUUUAAUUUUGAAUUUAAAUAUUUUCUUUGUCUCGCUUGCAUGCUGAACGUUAAAUGUUUUGUUCUGUUUGUAACUAGUGUUUAGUUUUUGAUCUUUGUUAUUAUGUUUGACUCCUAGCCUGUAAUGGAAGUAAUCUGUUCUCGUAUGAGAUACAUCUCAUCACAGAUUGAACGUAACAUUCGGAUUGUGGCUCUGAGUUCUUCGCUAGCAAAUGCAAAGGUAUUAAAACCAGUCAUAGUCUUAGUAAGAAACAGAUUUGAACACAAGUUCAUUUUCUGAUGCUUAACUGAGAAGCUAAAGUUUAUUAGUUUGAUCAGUCAGAGAGUCAGCUAAUAUCAGUUUUGCUUUUCCUUUGUAGCCCAAACAGUCCGUUUUCCCGUCUUAAAACCUAAUUUAGUCAUCUUGAAACUCGAAACAUACACUUCAAGAUUAUCAUUUCCAAAUGUUAACUGUUCAAGGAUUAAUCUACCAGAGACUGUCGACAUACGUUUGAAUUGUUUUUAAUCAUUUCUUAUCUGAUAUUUGCCAGGACGUUUCCCAGUGGUUAGGAGUUGGUGCUACAGGCCUGUUCAACUUUCACCCCAACGUCAGACCAGUGCCCCUUGAACUGCACAUUCAGGUAUGAUCGUAAUAAGGCUAGCUUAAGCACGACGACGGCAACUAGAACUGCAUUAUUGUAGAUCAUUGAGGCGGCUAAUCAGCUUGUUGGGCUCGGAAUCCAAUCGUCCUGGACAUUCGAGUCGCUCUCUGACCACUACCGGGAUUUCUUUUUUUUCUGUCAAUUCCAUCUGGAUGGCUUGUCAUUAGAUGGGACUUUAAAUCGUGUGUUGUUUAUUUUGUUAUGUCUUUUGUUUCAUGUUACUUCCUUCCAACCCGUCCAUGAAAGGCACAGUUUUACAGUUGUUGUGUACUACUUUUCUCAUCUUCGUUGUUAAGCAUACAUUUUUUUUCCGAUUUCAGGCGUAUUUAAUCGUUUCUUGUUACCUUUUUUAUCAGGGCUUCAACAUCACUCACACAGCAUCUCGUUUAAUUGCUAUGACAAAGCCUAUGUAUCAGUCAAUUGUAAAGCAUUCACCCAAGAAACCUGUCAUUGUUUUCGUGCCGUCCAGAAGACAGACCAAACUGACUGCUCUAGACCUACUGACCUUCUCUGGAGCCGAGAAUGAUGCACAGAGGUAAGCUAGAAAAGAUUUAACAAAUGCAGGAGAUGGAAAACCAUCUGAGUGCUUGAUGGGAUUCCAACCCAUGACUUCCCAGGCGUCGGCUCUUACUACUGAGUUGCGGAGAGACUGGUGGUGAACCAGAUCGUGUACUGGGUUCUCAUGUCACACGUCCUGCAUACUGCUGGGAUGCAAAAAUCCAAACAAACAAACAAACAAACAAGAACAGAAACGACAAUUGUGGAAUCCAUCGCUAAAUUAACAUGAGACUUUUUAACCCUUUCACUCCAAAUUGUGGCUAAAGGUAGAAUUCAACAAAAUUUGCAAAUUUCAUUUCUUAGAAUGCUGAAAAACAACUAGUACCAUGUGAAAGUACUGCCAAAGAAGUUUCAUUUAAAUGGUCACACCAUAGGAUUUCGUCUUCAGACUCAAGUCUGCAGACUCAAAAGUUACAACUACCUUACCAGACUCGAUCAUUCACUGUGAGAGAAAGGGUUAAGAAACAAGUUUGUGCGAGAAGGCAAAGUGCUAUUAAUUUAAAUUUUAGCAGACGCAGGAAACGGCCUGACUUUUGCUAUUCUAGGAAAGUGAACAAAGGAGAACAUAAAGUGAACUUUAAUAACAAAACAGCAAAGACAAAAGCGGAAAGCGGUUUUUGUGUAAAAUCCAGCACAAUUCCAGAACAGUAAUUUAACGAUGUUGAUUCAAGUCGUAACUGUCGAUUUUAAAGAGACUGGUUUAAGUUUAUUUCCUUAGAGGGGUUAUUUUGCUUUAACAGGUUCCUGCACUGCACAGAGGAAGAUCUGCAACCUUUUAUCAAACGUUUGAACGACAAGGCAAGUUUUUAGGAACUUGGUUUUUAGUUUACUAAACUACCGUUGGUCCUGCGGUGCCGACUCUGUUACCAUGUAGUACAACGUUCCUAUAACGAACAGACAACAACAACAACAACAACAACAGCUUGAAUGGAAAUUCAACAUUGUAACUAAUUAAGUAAUUUUCCCACCCGCAAAUAGCCUUGGAACUAGUCGAGACGGGGCUGGGGAGGAAAGACUUAUUUACAAUACAAGAUUCUAGUGAAUUGACUAAACAACAGAGAGGACAGGAAAACCAACAAAAUAUCCGAUUUAUGAGAGAAAAACGAGAACUUUGCGGUACACAUUCACGGACACGCCCGUCGAGCAUUGAUCGGCAGGCUACGGACAUCUUGCCGAAAGAUUAUUGAUAAGCUGAAAGAAAUGCGUGACUGCGCGAGUAGGCAUUCAUGACAAGUUUUAAAGUACUUGUAGUAACUGACAAGUGGGUGUAACAUUUUGACGAAAAAAAAUCAUGCUUUUAACUGAUGGUAAUGCUCAUAAAUUUUGCCUUCUAAUCUUCAGACUUUGAAAGAGACAGUGGGUUAUGGAGUGGCUUAUCUUCACGAAGGACUGUCUGAUGCUGAAACCAAGAUUGUAGAACAACUCUUCAACUCGGGAGCCAUACAGGUGGUGAUUGUGUCACGCAAUCUUGCUUGGGCGAUCAACAUGAACGCUCACCUUGUGGUCAUCAUGGACACACAGUUCUACGAAGGGAAGAUCCAUGCGUAAGUCACGCAACGACUAUAUAUGCGGUAACGGCAGCGUGAAAAUGCAGGGGAGAGAAAAGUUAUAUUGAUCGGAUAAUUUUCUCUCUCUUUAAGACUUAAGAAUUAGAAGAAUAUUUAAAAUUCUCCACGCAAUAUCACGUUUUUGAUCGAGGCUUUUUUCAAAUAGGUAGCAGUGUGAGCAAACAGAAGAAAUCAAAGAAAGAAUCUUAACGUGAAACAAACAUAUACUGUAGGACACCGUCAUGUGGAAAACAACACUUGGCUUUGAAUCACAGUUGGUUUUGGUUUUUCUUUUGAAUGUCUGAGAAAUUGGCAGUGUAGCAAUGCAGACCAAAGUAACAACGAAACGGCACUCAUUUGAAAACCUGGCGCGCCUGGGAGGUUUAGUUAUCGGCUCGAGCUCCAAACCUUCCGCAUUUUGCCGAAUGCAUAAAUACGGGUUAUGAGUGGUUAGAACGAGUUAAUUGUGUGAUUAAAUUAUCUCAGUCAGGGCUUGAAAAAAAAGUUCCGUCCGGUAGUCCGGUUGUAACUUUUCGUGCUUACUUUCCCAAUGAGCUUAUAUGCCUUAUCGGGUUAUUAUAUAAAAAAAAAAAACGCUUCGAAGACUUCCUUGAGUUGAACUAGUGCUUCUGAUACAGUUUUGUUUUCUUCUUUUUCAGUUAUGUGGAUUAUCCCGUGACAGAUGUAUUACAAAUGAUUGGCCGAGGAAACAGGCCACUAUUGGAUGAUUCAGGAAAGGCAGUGAUUCUCUGUCAAGCAUCCAAAAAAGAAUACUUCAAGAAAUUCCUCUAUGAGCCUUUGCCUAUCGAGGUUAGUAUGUAACACGCCAAGGAAAAGAUUUCUACAGCGGUAACUCCGCAAAAUACAAAACGUAUUUUGUCUCCCAAAGGUUGGGAAAAAGUGAAAAGCCUGUCUCGUCUCACACAGUCGCUCACCCAAGACAGUUUGUUGUCGCGUUUCGUACAAUGUUUGCAAAGAAUGCUCUGCCAUCUAGUAACUAAAGCAGAAUCCCUUGAACCGUACGCUGGUAUACAGUUUCCUUAAGGUUAUAGAGUAGAGAUCUAAUGCGGACUUUCGCUGUUUCAGUCGCAUUUGGAUCAUUGUCUUCAUGAUCAUUUUAACGCUGAAGUGGUAACAAAGACGAUUGAGAACAAGCAAGAUGCAGUGGAUUAUUUAACAUGGACCUACCUUUACCGCAGAAUGACACAGAACCCAAACUACUACAACUUACAAGGUAAUGAUUCGGACUGGCACCUGCGUAAACGUGAACGCUUGAAUAAUAAUUACCUCUGGCAUGUUGUGUUUGCGUUUGUUUAAAAGCAUGAUUAAACCGCAGCUUUGUUGUACUAAUUGAGCUGAAUUGCGCUCAGUGUGCGUAGAUUUGGUAGAUUUGGCUACAAAGUUGGCUUGGCCGUUUUAGGUAUCUGGCAGUCGUUUCUAAGGAGUGGAUCAUUCUAUUCGUGUGGUCAAUAUAAUAUUUUUUAUCACCCACAGGAGUUACCCAUAGACAUCUCUCUGAUCACAUGUCGGACAUGGUAGAGAACACACUUAAUGAUUUGCAGCAGUCUAAGGUAUAGUUAACUGUUAUUUUUCCAAGUGUAUUACUUUUAGUUUACAAAAUCCGCAAAACCCCCAGUUGGUGAAAAAUAAUGCGAACAGUGCCUUUCCUACUGGCCGCUUUGACGUUUUGGGGAAGACUGGACUGGGACUGUUUUGGGGACGUUAUCGUUUUUCUUUGGCUAUUACGAGGAAGUCGGGAAACUGAGUCAAAAUUCGCGUCUUCAAACAGACCCACAGAGCAAUUCGAUUCAACGCCCACCCAGGCUUACUUGUAACUUCAAAAUGGCUCGUGUCGCUCUCUUCUGAGCAAGAAUAGUUGAUCGGAAUAUGAUGUUAGCGACGGCAAAAUUGGUCAUCAAACACGGUAAUCUCUUUUCUACUUAUAUCUGCCGAGACAACCAAAAACUAAACAAUUUUGUCUCUGUAAUGUGUUGUGCGAUGCCAUUAGUGUAUGUUAGCCCUUAAAGGGGUGACUGUUGUGACGAAUAAACACGGUUUUGUUCAAAUGUUUUGGAACAAAAUUAACUGUAAGUAGAGAGGGUUUCCUGACCUGACUGGGCCGACUCAUCAUUUCUUGCCUGUUUUGGUUCUUGUAGUGUGUAUCCAUUGAGGAUGAAAUGGACGUAUCUCCAUUGAAUCUGGGCAUGAUUGCUGCUUAUUACUACAUUAAUUACACUACUAUUGGUAAGAAGCAAUUUUUGGUCACCUUUACCGCUUCUUGUAAGUACUGACAAUACAAGGCCCAGCGCCUUCCUAGACUUUUUAUUGAACGAGAUCGCAGUGGUGUCGGAUUUUGCUAUCGGGCUAGUGAAUUCUGUUCUUAACUUGCCCGACGGACAAGUGAAGUUUUUUUUUUUGAAGAAUUCAAAUUACAGAAGAACUGUAAUCAAUCAAAACGUUUUUAGGGCUAGUUUAAAUAACUUUUGGGCUAGUACAUGCUAGCUAUAACUUUCCCGAAUGGCAAGCUGUAAAACUGACUUUCCUUGCACCCAGGAUCGGAAAUCUUAGGCUAACCUGUGACGAUUGGUUCCGGAGCUCACUCUUGAACAACCCCUCGAGUUUUUAUAUGUUAUUAAUUGUUAUAUAUGUUGUUUGAUGACAGAAUGUAGUGUAACACUAGCUUGGAUUGACCAUUUAAAUGAAUCCUCUUUGGUCGUUCUUCGGCAUGUCUAGUUUUCGUUUUGGUAUUGUGAAAAAUAAUUCGGAAUUUUUCCUAAUAUAUUUGAUGGAUAUUCGACUCCUCUUUUCUUUCGUCAGUUUUUAUUUUCUCUGUGAUUUUAAUUCUUGCUAUUGAUUAGACCUCAUGUUCUCUGUUUUGUCAAUCUUAUAGAGCUGUUUAGUGUGUCUCUGAAUGCCAAGACCAAACUGCGCGGUUUGAUCGAGAUCAUCUCUUCCGCCUAUGAGUAUGAAAGGCUUCCCAUAAGGCAUCACGAGGACGCUACCCUUAAACAAGUGAGUAACUGUCUAAUUAGUCUGUUACAAGCAGUUUGUGAUGUCAGUGCCACCCAAGGUGUUUAAUGUACCCAGGCCUCGUCCACACGUAUCCGGAUAUUUUUAAAAACUGAGGUUUUUUCUCCGUUUCAGAAUUCCUUCCUCUCGUUAACGGCGUUUUCGGGUAACAAAAACCUAGUUUUUCUUAAAUACGCCGGCUUAUCGUUUUCGUGUUGACGGAUGAAAAUGAAGGUUUUUGAAUACGAUGACGACAUACGUCGUACAGCGCAUGCCCCACAAGAGAUGCUGUCGUAUCUCUAUCGUUUUAGCGUUUUCGUUUGGACGAGCGAAAACGAUUGGAGUACGCUCCGUUUUCAAAAAAAUCGGGGUACAUGUGGACAGGGCCUCAGUCGUGUUUAAUUAGCGGGAAAAGUACCAGACGAGGAGACCUGAAUGGUGUAUUGUGGUGUUUGAAAGCUUGUCAGCCUAACAGUUUUUCAAAGGUUCAUUUUUGUUGUUUGUAAAGUUUGAUAUAAUGCUUGGGAGACUCAUUUGUUUGACACGAAGCUGUGAGUUUGACAUUCGCAAAAUAUUUCUAAAGCACCAUAAUGAUGGAAUAAGGGAACGUAAUUGGCGGCCUCUUUAACCCUUCAAACCCUAACAUCAACUUUUAUAUUCUCAUUUGUUGUGCUCAUACGUUUCAAUAGAAGUAGUGGAGAGAAUUUAGAUUCAUCUUUUGUGAUCAUGUCCUCAUUAUUCUCAUGACCACUCUGUAUUAUAUAGUAUUGACAGUUACAAGGAGAAAUUCCAUGUUGAUUUCUCUUGGGGAUUAAAGGGUUAAGCAAAGCUAACUGCGUUACAAAAUGUGUUUGUCUUUUAGCUUAUGAAUCGUGUACCUCACAAAGUGACCAAUGCCAAGUUCAAUGACCCUCAUGUGAAGACAAACCUGCUGAUACAGGCUCAUAUGUCCCGGAUGCAGUUAUCAGCUGAGAUGCAGUCAGACACGGAAACCAUCCUCGGCAAAGUAAGUGAACUAAUACACAAACAGGGACGAAGAAAUGCAUGGAUACUGAAAGGAAUCGUCCUCUGCUCCGCAUGGGAAACAAAUGAAUGAGUGAGGAUAAGUAGUAAAGUUAUGUAGCCGAAUUUGAAAAUCGUCGUCUUAAAAAGUACUCAUUUACUAAGAAAAACAGUUGCUUUGGUAUGCUGAUCUUUCCUUUUUUGUUUCUCUCUUUCUUUGAUGUGAGUGUGGCCUAGUUUGUCUUAAUAUUAACAACUAUGUCCAGUUUUGCAAUGCUAAUUCACGCAGAGGUAGCUCACGUCUUUAACUUCAGCGUUAAGCGUUCAGCGUCAAUCGUUUAUGCAACCUCUGGAACGUCUUACCUGAUAAUAUCAAAGCAGAGAAAUGUUCAAUUGUAAUGUAUGUGAUAUAUUUUUCUUGUUCUUUUUCUACCAGGCCAUGCGUCUUGUGCAAGCGUGUGUUGAUGUGCUCAGUAGCAAUGGCUGGCUCUCUCCUGCCCUUGCUGCCAUGGAACUUGCUCAAAUGGUAUGUCAACUCAGCCAAAUUCGUUUUCCAAUAGAUUGCAUCUGCAUGAAGUGUAGUGUUUUAUGAGAAAGUAAACGUUGAAUCUUGUCGUCGUUGUUGCCAUUUUGAGACGCCGAAAUUUAAGGAGCGGACUCACAAUCAUUCAUGAUCAGUCUGAAUUUUGUUAAGCGGCAGUCAGUAGUUCUUGCUGAAAACAACGUGGACUAAGUGAAUCCCGUUUUGCCCCCAGUACUCGUUGAAAUGGUGAUCACUCAGAUGCAUGAAAGGCAGCUCGACUACUCCUGAGAAAUGAAAAGUGUAUAGGUAAUCAGCCAGCCGUAAACUAAAUCCUUUUGUAUUUAUUUAGGUUACGCAAGCCAUGUGGAGCAAAGACUCUUACCUCAAACAAAUUCCUCACUUCACCGCGGAAAUAAUCAAACGAUGCACGGACAAGGUAUUCCAGAGCAGUUUUACUCUAUUUGUUCUCGCCUUUCACCUUUGGCUCUUGAAACUGCCAUAGUCGGGUUCAAAUUAACAGUGGUGUUGUAAAGUGGAGAAUGUUGUAGAAAGAGGUGUAACUUAGAAGGUAGAGGUAAUUUUUACGAGAGAACUCUAACAAGGACGAAAUUAUACCUUUACUCAGCCGUUCCCGCCUGUCUUAUUCCCAACUUCCUGCCAGCGUCAGGCAAGAGAUGGGGGAAAAAGCGUGUACUUAAACAACAGCGUAUACUCGGCUAGAGAGACGUUUCAUACUUAAUAAUUUUUGUGUUUUCUUUCUCAAAGUAGCCCUUUUGCGUAAAGGAAAGAUAAAGAAACUUUCACAAGCUUGUCCCCUUAUAUUCUUAUUGUCUUUCUGCAGGGUGUGGAGUCAGUGUUCGAUAUCAUGGACUUGGAAGACGAAGAAAGAAACAAGCUUUUGAGGCUGGAUGAUAAUCAGAUUCAGGUGAGAACGCGCUCUGAUUACAAAGGUUAUGAAUUAAUUGAUAGGCUACGAGAGGCUAUAACAUUCGUUUUUGUGUCGUUCGACAUUAGAGACCUUUGCAUUCAAGACGACUUUCUCAAUACUGAGUUGUGCGCGCGUGAACCAGCAUCAUUUUGGCGGGAAAACGUGACAGUCGUGCUAACUUUUCUGGCAAAAAAAGUACAGUGAAACUUUCCGGGGUGAUUAUUUUUUUUAGAAAACGCGGAAAAAGCUUAAAGUGGAAUCUGGUCCUCGUAGUUGUCCGGCUCGUCCUCGAUCAAUCUCUAAAGGCCUCUUGUCAUUGUGGUGAACGGCAAAAGGAAACCUCAUUGAACCACUGGAAAACCCCGGAAGCGAUUUUUGAUUUUUGAUUCAUUUGCAAAGAAGCAGAUGUUUCUAAUUAUUGUCCUUCUUCUGAGUGUAUCUAAUAAAUAUUUAGUCUCUGUUCAACGGUGCAUCAGCAUGGUGCUAUUUUCUUUGUGAGAAUGAAAUAAUUGUUUGUAAGUUAUUGAUUGUUGUUUUUCUUUUCAGGAUGUUGCCAGGUUCUGCAAUCGUUAUCCGAACAUUGAAUUGUCUUUUGAAGUUCACGACAAAGACAACAUCACUGCGUAAGUUGGCAGUUAGUAGUCUAAGAUAAGAAAAUUUAAUAAUAUCGCAAAAAAGAAAAAGACAAUGGCAACCAGGACAAGCAAAACAAGCACAAUCAUUAACAGCCGCAAAAAAAAGGGAAAAAAAAGAAGAAAAUCGGAGGAAGAAAGAAACGCUUUUCAACUUUACCACGAUUUUUGGUCACCACUUUGAAAGCUAUACCUUGAUGUGUUAUGCGUUCAGUAUAGGAUAAAUCAUAAAUAUUGCAAACGCGAGUGCGUGUAAAAUCUGAGCUCACGAGGUUGUUGUGUGUUAUUUCAGUUAUCAGCGGCUUUGCAUGGAAUCCCUUAACCUCAUCUGCGUGCCUUUUUAAAACAGAAACAUUUGGCCUAGGGCUUGACUGAAAUAUAAGCAAUAGAUUUAUAUUACCAAAACAACAACUCAUUUGCCGUCACUGCGCGACUACGACGUGAAAGUGCAUACUUUCACGUUUUGUGGAGGUGAACUCAAGACAGUGCGGUGUCUUUCUUUUUCUUUUCCCAAACUUCGAUACAACCUUUUAGAAUUCAACUCCAUAAAAAAUGACCAAUAUUUGUCGAAUUGAACGAGACGGAAUAAGCGCAGCCGUCACCGUCGUCGUUGCUUAAGCUCCGUGGCGACUCAGUGGAGACGUCUACCAUCGGCUUAAAUCAAAUUUCUCAUGUAGUGGACAGCGGCUGACUAAAAAGGAAAGAAGCGAAUUGUUUUCUUUUUAAGCAUUAGUCACCAGUUACUAUCUCUGACUUUAUGUUGAUGGAUCUUUAUUUGUAGGGGCUCUCCUGUGAACGUUAUUGUGGACCUUGAUCGUGAAGAGGAGCAGUCAGGCCCUGUGAUUGCACCGUUCUUUCCUGGAAAACGUGAGGAGGGCUGGUGGCUAGUGGUUGGUGACACUAAGAGCAACGGGUAAGAAACAGUGCUUAUUGCUUUUUAUUGAGCACCUGCGAAAGGGCUUUCCUCCAGUGAACGCCGCAUAUAACAUCAUAGCUAUUGCAACCGUCAGGGUUCUUCACAAAAUUAAAAAAAAAGGAGAAAAAGUGAUUAAGAGUAGAUAAAAAGGCGCUCGCUCGCUACAUCGCUUGCAGGUAAGGCACCCCUGAAGGUAUCCGGUAACCUUAUAAUUCGGAAACAGUCUUAUUCGGGGCGCACAUUUCAAGAUGGCCCCCUAAAUAUUGUCCAUCUGAGAAGUCAUUCGCCUUACUGAGUUGGCCGCUGCUGAAACGAAGAAAGUAGUCACAUGUGAAGAUUCACCUAUAUGAUAUACAGAUCCACAAAUCAAAGAGAAUUUUUAACCAGAGCGCUUGUAACUUGCUUCGUAGGCUAAUCUCGAUCAAGCGUUUAACACUCCAGCAAAAAGCCAAAGUCAAACUGGAUUUUGUGGCUCCGAGUUCACCCGGUACCUACUCCUACACAUUGUUUUUCAUGUGUGAUACUUACAUGGGCUGCGAUCAGGAAUAUCCCUUCAAGAUCAGCGUAGGAGAGGCGGCAAGCGGAGAUGAAGAGAGCGGCGAUAGUGAAGCAGAUGAUUAAACAUCACCGCGUCAGUUGGCAGGAUAAACAUCGGCGCAUGCUAAGCCGUUAGCGAUUUCCAAAAACCUUCAUAACCUGCCAUGUGAAAAGGAGAUUUUUUAUAUGUAUAGCAUGAAUUUCAGGCAUUAAACUUUACAAAUAGGAUUCUCUAAAAGUUACAUUUCACAAGUUCUGUCCAAUCGGCCUCCUGUUUAGCUUUUUUCUCUGUCUGAAAUACAUAACCAGGAAAGCUCUAGAGUAGAAUCGUCAAACCAAACGUAGCUUAGCUCUUAAAAUGGUUCGGUGGAGCGCAUGUGAGGAAAAAAUUUAUAUAUAAAGAAAAUCGUUUCCACCUCACGUUUUGUUACAAAAGGCUUAAGAAAUAAUUCGUUCGCUUUCCGAAGUUUUGCAGCUCGCGAAUAAAUAUCCGUAGGUCCCAGUUUCUGA